AUGGACAAGAUAGAGCACCUGCGAAAGGAGAUUGCGCAGAGGGAGGCUGAGCUGGCUGAUUUGCGGGCACGGCUAGCUGCGGAAGAAGAGCUGAGAUGCACUGCGGGCGAGACGCAGAAUGGCGAGGAAUGGAAGUGGCCGCUGGACGAGCAUGACUAUCAGAGGUAUAGCAGACAGAUGAUUGUGCCUAACUUCGGGUUACAAGGCCAACUCCACGUAAAGCAAGCCAAGGUCCUUCUCGUCGGCGCUGGCGGCCUGGGCUGUCCCGCGGCAGCGUAUCUCGCAGGUGCUGGGGUCGGCACGCUGGGCCUCGUGGAUGGAGAUGCGGUGGAGGUGUCGAAUCUUCACAGGCAGGUUGCGCAUUCGACGGGGAGGGUUGGCAUGAUGAAGGUUGAUAGCGCGGUGGCGUAUCUCAAAGGGUUGAAUCCUACUAUUACUUAUAAUGCUCACGCCACUCAUCUCACGCCUCUAAACGCCGAGGAAAUCGUCUCGCAGUAUGAUCUUGUGCUCGACUGUACGGAUCACCCUACCUCGCGCUAUCUCAUCUCGGACAUUUGCGUUCUUCUCUCCAAGCCGCUCAUCUCCGCUUCUGCCUUUCAAACUUCCGGCCAGCUCAUCGUGCUCAACAACCCCCCUGGAAAGGGCCCCUGCUAUCGCUGCGUCUUCCCGAAGCCGCCUCCGCCGGAGAGCGUCGUUGGAUGUGGCGAGGGCGGCAUCAUAGGACCUGUUGUGGGAACCAUGGGCGUGUUGCAGGCACUGGAAGCGAUUAAAUUGAUUGUGAGGGGAGAUCAUCUCAAGUGGAGUGAAACAAACGGCCAAGGGGAAGAAGUGAAACAGGUCGGCUUGCUGCUUUUCAGUGCCAUGGGCGAUGUGCCGUUUAGGACGGUGAGGAUGAGGGGCAAGAAAAAGGGAUGCUUUGCCUGUUCUGGAGAUGGGACGGCUUUGACACUCAACGAGCUGAAGACGUCAAUGGACUAUGUCCAGUUUUGCGGCGUCAACCAGCCGGUCAAGCUGCUUCAGCCUGAGGAGCGCAUAUCUGUUGCUGAGUAUGAGCGCAUAUCCCAGCAGCACAAGAAUCACCUUCUCCUCGAUGUGAGAGAAAAGGAGCACUUUGGAGUAUGCAACAUCAAGGGGUCGAUCAAUGUUCCUAUAAGUCGGUUUACAGCUCAUCGUGGGCAAGGGUCGGAUUUGUCAGACUUGAUACCAGGAGAUGUUGCCCCAGAUGCGCCGAUAUACAUUGUCUGUCGCGUAGGCAACGAUUCACAGAUUGCGGCCAAGAAGCUGAAAGAUCUAGGUGUAGAUCGCAAUGGAGAGCGGUUUGUUGGAGAUAUCUUUGGCGGGCUGAAGGCAUGGAAGGAGACGAUUGAUCCGAGUUUACCCUUUAUAUAG
Messenger RNA from Trichoderma asperellum CBS 433.97, 1389 nucleotides. RefSeq lists its product as uncharacterized. NCBI's taxonomy places the organism in Eukaryota, Fungi, Ascomycota, Sordariomycetes, Hypocreales, Hypocreaceae. Gene Ontology annotation, molecular function: thiosulfate-cyanide sulfurtransferase activity; adenylyltransferase activity; URM1 activating enzyme activity. Gene Ontology annotation, cellular component: cytoplasm; cytosol. The record is from RefSeq and is a predicted model, not a curated record. Gene Ontology annotation, biological process: protein urmylation; tRNA wobble position uridine thiolation.